GAGCAGAACCAUUUAUUGAUUGCCAGUGUACAACUACCAAAUGAUUACACCCAGUUUGACGCCUCUCAUUAUGAUGGGGAAAAGGGAGAGUUUGGAGGGUUUGGUUCCGUCAGUGGUAAGAUAGAGAUCGAGAUAAAGAUCAAUCAUGAAGGUGAAGUUAACCGAGCCCGAUACAUGCCACAGAAUCCUUGUAUCAUAGCAACUAAAACACCAUCCAGUGACGUACUGGUGUUUGAUUACACAAAACAUCCUUCUAAACCAGAUCCAAAUGGGGAGUGUACACCAGAGCUGCGUUUAAAGGGUCAUCAGAAGGAAGGCUAUGGUUUGUCAUGGAACCCUAAUAUGAAUGGUCACUUAUUGAGUGCAUCCGAUGAUCAUACAAUAUGUUUAUGGGAUAUAAAUACCAACCCAAAAGAAGGACGAGUCAUUGAUGCAUUCACCAUCUUUACAGGGCACACAUCUGUUGUAGAGGAUGUGGCCUGGCACUUGUUACACGAGAGUUUAUUUGGAUCUGUUGCUGAUGACCAGAAACUUAUGAUAUGGGAUACACGAUCAAAUAACACCAGUAAACCCAGUCACACAGUAGAUGCACAUACUGCAGAAGUAAACUGCCUCUCUUUCAACCCAUACAGUGAAUAUAUCUUGGCAACAGGAUCAGCAGACAAAACAGUUGCAUUGUGGGACUUGAGGAAUUUAAAACUCAAACUUCACUCAUUCGAAUCUCACAAGGAUGAAAUUUUCCAGGUUCAGUGGUCACCCCAUAAUGAGACUAUAUUGGCAUCUAGUGGUACAGACAGACGGCUUCAUGUUUGGGAUUUGAGUAAGAUUGGCGAGGAACAGUCAGCUGAGGAUGCUGAAGAUGGACCACCAGAGUUACUGUUUAUUCAUGGAGGGCACACUGCAAAGAUAUCAGAUUUCUCUUGGAAUCCUAAUGAGCCGUGGGUGAUCUGUUCUGUAUCCGAGGACAACAUCAUGCAAGUCUGGCAGAUGGCUGAGAAUAUUUACAAUGACGAGGAACCUGAUGCACCGGCCGGUGAUCUGGAACAAUCUGCGUCUUAAUAAUUAUGACAUUAUUGAGGCAGUAGUAUUUAUCAUCUUUACAGCGAAGUAUGGUGUGACAGUUAUAAAUCUCACCUUGUUUCAUAACAACUUCAAAAAAAAAACUUGUUAGGUUUUGUUAUCGCUUGAAGAAUUUAUGUCAAGCAACUUUUAUGCAACUUUUAUAUAAGACAAAUAUUGGGACAUUUCUAUUGGUAUAUUGGAAUAUGAAAUUUUCAAAUCAUUGUUUGCCUAUUCAUGGAAAGCACUAUAAUAUUAUUUAAUAAUUAUGUAUCAGUUAAAUAGAAUUCCUUCAGAAAAGAUAUAAUGAUCUGGUGGAUAAUAUUUGUUCUGUUAAUAUUUGUCUUUAAUAAAAUGAGCCGCUUCACGACAAAACCAACCAGCAUGGAUCCAGACCAGCCUGCGCAGUCUGAUCAGGAUCCAUGCUGUUCGUUGUUCCCUUAUGAACCCUAUUACAAGUAGAGAAACUGAUAGCGAACAGCAUGGAUCCUAAUCAGACUGCGCAGGCUGGUCUGGAUCCAUGCUGGUCGCAAACGCACUAUGUUGGUUUUGUUGUGACGCUGCUCAAAUGUCUUGUAAUGGAGGAGAAAGCUGAAACAAUGAAAAUACACACUCUGCAUAUUUACUGAGAUAUUUUGUGUUAUCAUAGAAUACAUGUAUAUAUGGACCUUUUAAUGAAUUCUUCAUGUAAUAAAGUUCAUCAUGGGACAAAAAUGGACUUAGUGAAUUUAUGUUGUGUUGUUAAUUGCAUUAUCAUGUCUUCAGCAAAUUGUGAAUAAAUGUAUAGACCUUAA
Messenger RNA from Ruditapes philippinarum (Manila clam), 1853 nucleotides. Its product is annotated as histone-binding protein RBBP4. Gene Ontology annotation, molecular function: histone binding. The record is from RefSeq and is a predicted model, not a curated record. Gene Ontology annotation, biological process: regulation of gene expression. Gene Ontology annotation, cellular component: NuRD complex; ESC/E(Z) complex; nucleus. NCBI's taxonomy places the organism in Eukaryota, Metazoa, Mollusca, Bivalvia, Venerida, Veneridae.